Messenger RNA from Xenopus laevis (African clawed frog), 1672 nucleotides. RefSeq names its product solute carrier family 25 member 51 S homeolog (gene slc25a51.S). Gene Ontology annotation, molecular function: NAD transmembrane transporter activity. The transcript has 2 exons. Lineage: Eukaryota; Metazoa; Chordata; Amphibia; Anura; Pipidae. The record is from RefSeq and is a predicted model, not a curated record. Gene Ontology annotation, cellular component: mitochondrial inner membrane; mitochondrion; membrane. Gene Ontology annotation, biological process: mitochondrial NAD transmembrane transport. Bases 293 to 1192 code for a protein of 299 amino acids.
UCACACUCUCGCGAGACGAGACCUAUGACGUCGGAUUAGAUGUCCGGCAGGAACCAAGGAGCUUGACAUUAAGGGUGCUGCGGGACGUUUAAAACAACAAAGCCAUUGGGCUUUGUUAAAAAAAGAAAAAUCUGGCUGAAAGCGGGACUGUUGGGCGGUAUGUUAGAGAAUACGACAUUGUGGUACUGGUCUUUCCUUCAUGUAACUGUGGAUGUGUCCUGCUGAGCAUGCUUUGUACCCUGGAGUUGUCUAAGUAAGCCAAGCUGUCUAAAUACUACAACUCUUUAGCCUCAUGAUGGAUUCAGAAGCCCAUGAGAAAAGGAAAAGCGACUUGGUUUUUGCGACUGCAAAGCAUGAUUACAAACCUCGUACAGUUACUGUUGGAUCUGGAAAGCAUUAUGUAUGUGGAUACUUUGCUGCUUUCACAAACAUAGCUAUAACUUUCCCCAUUCAGAAAGUGCUGUUUCGACAGCAGCUGUAUGGCAUAAGAACCAGAGAUGCGGUAAGGCAGCUUCAGACAGAUGGUAUUCGCAACUUGUACCGAGGUAUUCUUCCUCCUCUCAUGCAGAAAACCACUACACUUGCCCUUAUGUUUGGCCUUUAUGAAGAUUUUUCAAGCCUUCUUCUUAGGCACACAAAUUCUCCUGAGGUUGUAACAAGGAGUGUAGCUGCAAUUCUCGCUGGGACGACUGAAGCCUUGCUCUCACCCUUUGAGAGAGUUCAAACACUACUGCAAGACUACAAGCACCACAAUCGAUUUACAAACAUGUUUCAGGCUUUCAAAGUAUUACGGCCUUAUGGAAUAAGGGAGUACUACCGUGGCCUGGUUCCCAUACUACUGCGAAAUGGACCUAGCAACGCUCUCUUCUUUGGGCUUCGUUCUCCAAUUAAACAGUGCCUUCCAGAAGCAAAAACAUACAGUGCAAAUUUAAUCAAUGACUUUAUAUGUGGUGGACUACUUGGAGCCAUGCUGGGAUUUCUUUUCUUCCCAAUUAAUGUGGUAAAGGCCCGCAUGCAGUCUCAGAUAGGGGGAGAAUUUAUAUCAUUUGGUAAAGUCCUCAUGAUAAUAUGGACAGAGCGUGAUGGCAAACUAACUCAUCUUUUCCGCGGGGCACAUUUGAACUAUCAUCGUUCAAUCUUGUCUUGGGGCAUCAUCAAUGCAACAUAUGAGCUGCUGCUCAAAGUACUCUAAGCAGAAAUGUAACCGGUUACAAAAUAAUUAUGUCUUUUAUCUCAGUCUAGGGAUCAAAAUAUUAUAGUACCAUACAGGAAUAUAUGUCAUUGUAGUUUGUGCAAAAAAACAAAACGAAGCAGACCCAUUCAUUAUUGAAUGAAAGUGAUUGCUUAUACAGUUAUUUGGGCAUGACUAUUGUAUCAUUGGCAGGUUAAGUACAUGGCACUUUUGUGUACAUCUGUCUGGAAAUACUUUGUGUGCGCUUUAAACUUUGCCAAAAAUGUUGACACAAAUACUCAGCCAUUUACGUAACUAAAAUACCACUGUAUGUGUAUUGAUGUCACCUCAUUCUAAAUUGUGAUUUGAAGAUAAAAAGUUUGUUUAAAUGAGUCCAUGUACACCUUGGGCUGUGUGCCUUGCUUUAUGAAAAGUAAUGCUGUAUGCAAUAUUACAAGGCACUUAGUCAUUUCAGAUAUAAUGAAUCCUCUCUGCUUUCUU